Molecule: messenger RNA, 5889 nt
Organism: Brienomyrus brachyistius
Lineage: Eukaryota; Metazoa; Chordata; Actinopteri; Osteoglossiformes; Mormyridae
Gene: nsun3
Product: NOP2/Sun RNA methyltransferase 3
Exons: 6
Coding region: 125-1267 (380 amino acids)
Biological process (GO): rRNA methylation
Cellular component (GO): mitochondrial large ribosomal subunit
Molecular function (GO): methyltransferase activity
Source: RefSeq, a predicted model, not a curated record
GACGUCGGACAGAAAUACAAGGGGAACCUCUUGGUAUUAGUUCUUUUGCGUUUAAAUAUGAGUUUAAUACGUAUGCUUUUCUAUGUGAGGGUCGUACUGUCACGUUAUCCUGCUGAAAGUCAAGAUGGUUCGCGAUGUGCUGAUAUUGUUUGGCAUUAGAGCGCGAAACCUAAGAUGGGAGAGAGGCAAAUACCAAAUGUUCGAGGCUUUGGGGUGUCAUUCAUGUUUUAAGUCUCAGUGUGCGAGCUGGCGGGUCCACGUGUCAGAAAGGCUGUUCACCAGUUCGUGCCACCAGUUGAGUGCGGGACCUCAGAAGCAGGUGUGUGAAGUUGUCCUGCAGCACUUUGACCAGCAGUACAGUCUGGAGCUCGGCCAGCUGUGGGUGGUAGCCAGGGAGGUACUCCUGCAGCCACACUGCUGGCAGUAUGGAAUCAUGCUGAACCGCUUCAGUGCUCCAGAGGAUCUGAAGCAGCGGCUCUGCCUGCAGGGCUUCUCCAGCCUUGUAGACCACGGCUCCCUGCAGUGCCUUGUCCAUCCAGCUCGCACCCGCUUCCCCUCGCAGAAGCAUCAGCCCGGCUGGCUGAAACAAUACUACCUGCUCAACACGGCCUCCCUGCUCCCUGUGCUGGCCCUGGACGUGAGAGAAGGAGACCGGCUCCUGGACAUGUGUUCAGCUCCUGGGGGCAAAGCUCUGGCGGUCCUCCAGUGUGCCACACCAGCCUUGCUGCAUUGCAAUGAGUUAAACUUUCAGCGGCAGCAGUGGCUGAGCAAAACCCUGGAGUCCUACGUCCCGCCAGCUGUAAGAAACAUUCUCACGGUCUCUAACCUGGAUGGAAGAACGUUUGGGAAGAUCCACGCUGGCACUUUCGACAAGGUUCUGGUGGACGCCCCAUGUUCUAAUGACCGGAGCUGGCUGUACUCAGCCCACCCGCAGCAGAGUACCGUGAGGCUGGGGGAGAGAACCAGACUUCCAGAGAUCCAGAGGGACCUUCUCAGCCACAUGGGAGUCGGGGGGAGUGUGGGGACCCCUCACCCCCCCGUUCCCGGCAGUAAAGAGAGACGGACGCCCACACUCUGUGCCGUAACUGUCGUACAUGGCAAACUUUGUGUUGGACGGGUGCCGCCUCGUGCCUUUAAAGGCGUGUUUGUGCUUCCUACUUCCUGUGUAGGUGUCUGCACAUCCUCAGUGUUUAUAUCCUCACACCCCAGCCUGAUUUUCCCUCGAAGCUUUAAAUUAGUUGUAAUCUCCGCCGUUCUCCUUCUAUAGCAGAUUACGUACCAAUGACUUGAUUCGGCAGAGGUGACAACGGGUCAGUUGUGGAGGUGUUUAAGGUACCGGAGGAAGUUGAAGCGUUGCCUGGCGGCGUCUCCAGCACCAUGGAUGUCAGGCUUCCCGCCCGCUCACGCUCUGGGAGUGUUUCAGCGCCUCUCUCAGCCUUUUCCCUCAUAUGCUGCCCUUGGUUUCCGCUCCGGAACUCAUCGCUUUCAUGCUGCACAUAAAUUCCAGCACCUACUUUCCAGGCUGUUUAGUAUGGAGGCCGCAGAGGCUCCAUCACGCUCCUGCGUCUGUAAGAGAUGCUUAGACGGACGAGGCCCCUGGUUCAUACAGCAUGACGGCUGCACUGCCCUGCAUCGCCCGGGCCUGGACCCCCCCUGCUUCCACAGCCUCCAUAAAUUAUCUGCACACACCUAAAUCUCUCAGCAAUUUUCCAUCUCAGUGGUUGCAACCAGUGAAGUUUCCUGCAUUCAUGAGAGAGGACCAGACUUAAGUGAUGUACUGGAAUUGUCUGGAAGUAGUUACUAAAAACUAGAAACCUGCUUAUCGGUGCAGAACUCAUUGUUUAAUGGUCGUGUUAAACAUCAGUGUCCUUAUUUUUCUCUCUGAUGUAUGCAAGGGAGUGAUUUUUAACCAUGGUUAAAGUAGCCUCCGUCUUUGUUAAAAACUCAGCCGCUGUGUAUAUACACAGAAUAUAAGUUUUUGGUGAAACUAAGAUGUUCAGUGUAUCUUAAGCUGUUUUUGUUUGUUUGUUCAGCAUGUUAUAAAUGGUAGAACUGAAUGCAUCCGGCUUUUCAGUUCAUCCUGUAGGAGACCUCAGCUUGUGUUCCUUCCAUCUCCACUAUUGAGGUUUGUGGGAACCUUACGCGCCUUAAGAGCCCGUGUCCGCAGCUUGGAAACGAAAUGGACGCUCGCUCUUCCAUUUCCAUUCAUUUAUUUAACACACGCUUUUGUCCAAAGAGAGAUACAAAUGAGGCAAAUGGCACAUUACAAACACACGGCUGUCAGGGUGUCGACUAGGCAUGAAUACAAUAGGCUGAGCUUAUAAUGAAUGCUCAGUUACAUGUGUUGCUUUCUUCCAGUCAGUCACUGUACAAUAAUUACUCGACUGGCUGCAGGCAUCUUCGUGCCAAAGUCUUUGACCCCAUUAGUCAAUACUAAUAAAGGAUUAAUUAGAGUUCAGCUGUUUGAAUACUCUGCUGCUGGUGGGGGGAGGGGGUGUUGAUGUGGGUCAGCCCUGUCCAGUGUAAAUAUUUAGCCUUCACCUUCAGAGUGAGGCUAUGGUUAAACAGAGAUCACGAGAAGGUGGUGUUCUGUCAGUGUGGAGUGGCUUACAGGACCAUGUCUUAUUCUCUGGGGCUCCACCAGACCACAGUCAUCCCAAUGGGGAAAGCCUGGAGAAAACAGUGAAUAAUAAGGCAAGACACAAAACCCUCCAGGAUGUCGCAAAGACCCUAGAAUAACAGGGAAGGAUCUGAGUACCUUCUUAGCCACAGUCAAAGUCAGUGUCCAUGAUUCAGUCACCAAAUAGGCAGAGGAAGAUCUAUGGACUUCUCAUGCUUCACAGCAACACCAUGGAAACCUCAGAAGAGCAUGAUAUGGAGAGGAUAAAAUACUGCCUUCACGUUUGCCACAGGAUGAUCCUCCUCAAUUUUGGGUGGAUGCGUUGUCAAUGAAUCAAGGCACUGGCCUUUAAAAUCUGAUUUUUUUUAAAGGAUAUAUAUAUCACUGCAUUGCAGUGAAGCCCCACAUGACUGAGGGCCAGUGGUAGUGGUGUCGUGGUUUGUGGCCGUUUUGUGCAUCGGAACCUAGCUGACAUGCACUUACAGAGGGAAUCACGUGUCUUUCUGUGAUCGAGAGGAAAGUGAAGCCAUCUGUCCAUCAGCUGACGCAAAACAAUCUUGCACGAUGCCAGAAAAAUCACAUGUAUAUUUCAGGACUAAAUUAUUUUACAUUGAAUUAUACACUGUUUCUUCAGUCAUGUUUCCUUAUAUUGUUUUCUUGUCGAAGAUUUGAUGGCAUUUGGUGUCAAAUAUGCAUAUAUGUAGAAAACUGAAACUUCGAAUGUAAUUUCAGCUGCUGGAAACAAUCAGUUAAGACAAGCUAGGAAAGUUGAGUCUUUGUAGCCCCAUCCUGGCCACGAACUGUAUGUUUUGGAAUCUUGAGGUGGCUUCUCUCUCCUCCAAUGAAAAACACCGCUUCACUGCUCCAGGUACUGACUGCGGCACUGUGUGCACCGUCAACCGGCAGGGGGCCUCAGCAUCACUGUAUCGCGAGGGCCAAGCUGUCCCCACCACACUCAGUCAGCAGCCCUCCUCCUCCAGGAUACCAGCUUCUCAUAACACGUCCUUGUAGUAAACUGCAGUCCAGGUCAAUGGGACAAGAUGUGCAAAAAUAGUUGUGAGAAUCCCCCAGGUUUGAGCUCCUCAAAAAGAGCAGUCCAGUCAAAUCUGGUUAAAUCCGGUUAAAUCCCACUUAUUCACACAAAACAUGAAAAGGAAGCUAGCAGCCACUGCCUCCCCUGGACCCAACAAAAAGCUUGAUAAAUCCCAUUUUACAGGGUCUCCCAUAUAUUUCUAAAAAACAGGUGUACACAAAGACCCGAACAUGGGGAGAUUAAGGAAACCAGCAUCGCUGACCAAUUCUCACACUCGUGAUUAACUACCCUAAUUCUGUGUGGCGGAAACACUAAUCAUUGAACACUCCAUAGAAACUAUGAAGUAAUUAACUGGCAAUAUUUAAUUAAUGAAUAUAAUUAAUAUGGGUGUGCCGAUGUGGUUGGGUGAACGGCUGGGUUCAGGCAAGGUAUCGAAGCCCCAAGGUGACGUGGGGGUGCCAUUUGGGGGAAGGGUCCUAAGCCCUCCAGGAGGUACAUUUGGUACCGCAAAGGCUGGGCCCCCGCAUGAGUGCUGUGACUCCUCCAUAAUCUCGACGCGUCGGCUGCAUCUCUCCUGUUCCGCCUCUGUGGCACGGUUGCAGAGUGCCGCCUUGCAUGCAUGGUACAGUAUACCUCUGCUGACCUGAAUAUUAAUGAAACCCCCUGCCAGCUGACGCUCUGACGCGAGCCGUUCACACCGCUGUGAGGCCUGAGAAUUGUGCACGCGCUCUCACACUGUGAGCACUUACUGAAGCUGUAACAGUGUAGAUUGAUGCAUUCCGUUUUCCUCCUGCUGUACCUGGGGCCCAUUUAUUUAUUUGCAGUUAGUGUCUGCAGUAAUGCAAACAUAUGAGGACUGACCUUGAACGACUUUGUGCUACUGUGUCGGAGGGGGGGUUGGUCAAUUAACAUGGAUGGUCUCUCUGCAGGUUUCUCUGCAGGGUCUCUCUACAAAGAAAUGAGUCAGUUCCCACAUGAACACUAACCAUCAGGAGAGACCAGGACUUAAAAACCAAGCAUUUUUAAUACUCUAAGCUCUCUUAGGAAAACGAAUCAGACUGUCCACUUUGGUUGGUUGAUGGAGAGGCCUGCUUAACCCUUAGGGCCGUCUGGAGUGCACUUCCUACAUACCGCCAUCACUCAGAAUCACUGCUGAUAGCCUAUUGCUGUAAUACCGCCUUGUUUGUUUUCCCUCAUGUCUUUUUAGAAUCGUUAUGUGCAGUUAUGUCUAACUGUCUGCAGACAGAAUUCAGUGAUACUGCUAGAGCAUCAUACCUGUUCCUUUUCCUGAUCACGGCACAAAGCGUUCAGCGAGAGGUAACGGCGGGGUCAGCGAACGUUCAUUUACCCAGAUGGGACUUCGGCACAGCAUUCGAACAGUUAAAAGCUUGCCUUUCAAAUUGGUACUUGGAAACAGUAACUUAUCUUUCACACCUCAAGUGACAAUGAUUCAGCUUCACUCCCACAUCUUCCAAACGCUCUUUCGUGAUUAUGCUCUUCCAGAGUUUUGAGCAGCGCCGUAGCUCUCUUGAGGAGGCUGAUUGAGUUUUACAGCGGAACAGGACACACUUUCUUUGCGUGGCAUUUGUCAGAGGCAGCAGUGUAUGAGCUGUGUCAUUGAGGCAUUUAAAUAAAAGCUUUGGGUGCAGCUAGGUCUUAAACCUCACAUGCGCUGUAGGGGAACCAAGGACUGUCUGGCCAUAGUCGAUUAGUCCUGUGCUACAAACAUAAUUGAAUUAUACCAGAGUAAAUUCCAAGCAGAAUCUUCUAAUGAUGAAUAAUGUUGUACCGUAGGCGAUAAGCCUUCCUUCUCCAGGUUAAUGUGCCACUGGCUCACUGUGCACCCAGCUAGCCUGCAUGGCUGCUGUGUUCUUCAACUUCAACCUAAAAUAUGACGCUUGAGAUCAGAGUGGAUUUAAAGUAUUAGUAACCUUUCUGUAGAGGCCUCCUCUGACAGCAUGAUGGGCGACACAUGUAUUUGGGCCAUUCGGUAAGUGAGCAGAUAACCAGUUGGUGUCAUCCCCCCAGUGGGUGUUGUGGGAUGGUGACGAGUUUGUGUGGGAUGACCAUGUGGGACACUUUAUUUUGCUAGUCUGGCUAUGGGUAAACACUGAUCUGGGGUCAGUGAAUUUUAAGUUAUUAAUUGCAGCAGCUUGAAAAAUAUACAAAAAACAAAUUGAAUGAGAUUUCCUUGCUUUUUCUGAUGUCAUUUCCUGUUUGUGUUGCCGCUGGCGAU